ACAAUGAAGCUACUCCUUCUCCUCGGAACCGUUAUCAGCCUGGGUUGGGCUGCUGAGGGUGAAUAUUCCUACGCCGACCAGGCAGCUUGGGGCGGUGUUUGCACCACUGGAGAUCGCCAGUCCCCCAUAGAUGUUAACAGCGUCAAGAAUACAGUCUCCUACAGCUCCAACAUUGCAAGUUUCGGCGGGGGUCAGGCGGUGACGAAGAGAACAGAAGGAUUGAAGACAGUGCAGUUUGAUCUUACAGACACCCCUACAAUCUCGAUGCCGGAUACCUGGCCAGUAGGACACACUAAGGGCCUGCAGGCUCUCCAGCUUCACUUUCACUGGGGACCGUCAGGAGCAGGUGGCUCGGAACACAAGCUGUUUGGUAAGCACUACAAGGGGGAGGCUCAUCUUGUUACCAGGAAUUUGGAUCAGGAGGACGAGGAAGCAGACGAUUACCUAGCAGUGUUCGGGGUCUUCCUCCAAACCGGGAGUCUUAUGGCUGCUGAUGACAUCAGCAUUAAUAUAGCGUCACUCAUCAAUGGAGGAACAACAAACAUUGACCUGAACAACCUGUACAAACCACAAACGAAUAGCAUAUUCACCUACCGAGGAGGACUGACCACCCCUGGGUGUAACGAGAUAGUGUUCUGGCAGGUCCUGGAAGAACCCAUCACCCUCUCCGAGGACCACAUGGACGUUCUCAGAGGAGCGGUGGCGUACGAGGAGAAUUUCAGGGAGAUCCAGGGCCUGAACGGACGAGACAUUACACACCGGCUACUUGACCAGCUGUAUGAUAGUGGCAGCUCCAGGUCGGAGAUGUCUUUAGUUGUCCUUGUGUUUGUUACGCUCUUUUGUGUCAUGUAAACAUUGAACAUUUGGGGAUUUCUUGAUUUUUUACUUUAGCUCUUACAUUCAUUUUUGAUAGAAUGAUAUGAUUUGUCUUAGUAUGUAGCCAUGAGAAGAUUUUAGUGAAUUUGAUAUUAGUUAAUUGUGUUCCUGUGCGAAAUGGUAUCUAUUUAAUUUCAAUUCAUCGAA
This is a messenger RNA of Bolinopsis microptera, 1023 nucleotides long. RefSeq names its product putative carbonic anhydrase 3. The coding region runs from base 4 to 852 and encodes 282 amino acids. NCBI's taxonomy places the organism in Eukaryota, Metazoa, Ctenophora, Tentaculata, Lobata, Bolinopsidae. The transcript has a single exon. The record is from RefSeq and is a predicted model, not a curated record. Gene Ontology annotation, molecular function: carbonate dehydratase activity; zinc ion binding.